This is a messenger RNA of Kogia breviceps (pygmy sperm whale), 738 nucleotides long. RefSeq names its product chymase 1 (gene CMA1). The record is from RefSeq and is a predicted model, not a curated record. Lineage: Eukaryota; Metazoa; Chordata; Mammalia; Artiodactyla; Physeteridae. Gene Ontology annotation, biological process: proteolysis. Gene Ontology annotation, molecular function: serine-type endopeptidase activity. Gene Ontology annotation, cellular component: cytoplasm; intracellular membrane-bounded organelle.
AUGCAUCAUCUUCCUCUCUCCCUGCUGCUCUUCCUCCUCUGCUCCAGAGCUGAAGCCGGGGACAUCAUCAGGGGCACAGAGAGCAAGCCACACUCCCGCCCCUACAUGGCCCACCUGGGAAUUGUCACUCCCCAGGAUAUGCUGGUGGCUUGUGGUGGUUUCCUGAUAAGAAGGGACUUUGUCCUGACGGCUGCUCACUGUGCAGGAAAGUCUAUAAUGGUCACCCUUGGAGCCCUUAACAUAAAAAAGAAAGAAGACACAUGGCAGAAGAUUGUCGUAAAACAGUUCCCUCACCCAAAAUACAAUGACUCUACUGUUCGCCAUGACAUCAUGUUACUGAAGCUGAAGGGGAAAGCCAACCUGACCCUGGCCGUGGGGACACUCCCCCUUCCACCCCAAUUCAACUUCAUCCCACCCGGGAGAAUGUGCUGGGUGGCUGGCUGGGGAAGUACAAAUGUUCAGGAGCCGGGCUCCAACACUCUGCAACAGGUGAAGCUGAGACUCAUGGAGCCCCAGGCCUGCAGACACUUCACUACUUUUGACCACAACCUCCCGCUGUGCGUGGGCAAUCCCCAGAAGACAAAAUCUGCAUUUAAGGGAGACUCAGGGGGCCCUCUUCUCUGCGCUGGGGUGGCCCAGGGCAUUGUCUCCUAUGAGUCGGAUGCAAAGCCCCCUGCCAUCUUCACCCGGAUCUCCCAUUACCGGCCCUGGAUCAAUAAGGUCCUGAAAGAGAAUUAA